AUGGCUUCGUCGGAAGAGCGCGAGCUCGCGCUUGUCGCCAAAGUCGAGCUCCGGAUCGCGCUGGCCGACUCCGAUGCGAAGCUCCAGUCCAUCCUCAACACCUACCUUGGCCCCCUGCUGCUCAAGCUCGCCUCGGAGCACGUGAUUUCGGUGUGCCAGCAUAUCAACACCCGCGUGAGACCGCAAGAAAUCCAGCUGCCCGUGGCUGUCCUGCUCCAGCAGUUCAAGGAGCACGCCGCCUCGCCUCUGAUCCGCCAUUUCGACCUGCUGUACGUCCAGCAGGGCGUCUCGCGCCUGCCGCUGGGCGAACGCCUUGGCCUGCUGCCCCUCCUCAUCAACGGCAUUGCUGCAGACACGGCCAAGUCGGUCCCCCAUGGCUCGCAGCUGUUCAACCUCCUGCUGCGCCUCCUGGCGCUCUUUCGGCUGCCGUCGCGUGGGUCCAAGGACGAUGAGCAGCUGCGCGAGAAGCUCAACGUCGGCAAGGAAGAUGCCAAGUUCUUGUCGUUUUGGUUUGGCAAGCUGAUCUUGUUCACCGCCGUCCGGGCCAGCCCAGACGCCGCUGAUGUCGCGUGCCCGGGCCUGUCUCCCGGCGAGUAUCAGUUCCUGACAUUGCAAGGCAAGCCGGGCGUUUGGAACCCCACGGCAGACGGCGGCAUGAAUCUCGCGGAAGCCAAGAUCACGGCUUCAAGGUUCCUGGUCAGUGGCAUGUUUACAGACGACGAGCGCUUUCUCCCUGCAGUGUACGCGUCGGCGGACGCAAACUCGCGCAUCUCCGAGAUUGGCGACGACAUUCUCAAGCGCACUUUGCCCAACACCGAUCUGGAGGAUCCGUGCGUCAUCGGUAGCUUGUAUGACGUUUACUUUGGCACUGCCGCCGGUCAAGCACCGGCUCGACCAGCGCUGAAAAUAAAGAUACUCUCUUAUUUUGCUAAAUCUAUCGCGGCAACUUCUUUCACGUCCAAAGUCACCCGGCUGGUUGAAGAGGGGCUUACCUACGGUGCCGUGGACGACGGGUCAACGGGUGGUAGUAGCGCUCGGGGACGCGAAGCCACCAAGCUCCGCGCCGCGAUAUUCGCCUUCGUCAACUUCAUGGCACGCUGUGGGUCUGCUGCCGACCUCCAUGCGGUUGGGCCCACUCUAGUGCAGCGGCUCAGAGCUUUCGUUGAAGAUCAGGGAUGGCCAAAGCCCAAUCCCGACGAAGACAUCGCCUUGCGCGGGUACGUCUAUGAGGUUAUUGGCCUCUUGGCCAAGGCGGCUCCAGAAGAGGUACUCCUUGAACCCAGCCUCAAUCUGCUCCGGUGGCUGUUCAGAUCCUUGAGCGAUGAUACGUCUGGACGCGACACCGGUGUCAGCAUCGACGAGGCUCUCUCGAGCGUGCUGGGUGCCCUUGCCACAUCCUCGAAUGUCGACGUCCAAAGGAGUCUCAGAGACCUCCUACUCUAUCAAAUGUCGGCCGAAGAGGAUGCGGACUCCAGCCCUUCGACGUUCCGCCGAAGCACGCGCUACGCUGCCGUGCGAUUUGCAAACAGAUGCCUUCCCUACAAAGACGUCGUUGCGCGCUGGAUUGAUAUCCUUGCCAUCAGCGGCCCUGCGUCAGAAAGCCAGGAGGUCCGCGAAGAAGGAAGCCGAGGCCUUGAUCCACACUGGUCUCGACUUCUUCAUGCAUCCCAGAGCGGCGUCGGUGCGGGAGGAAGCGAAGACUCUCACCUACCCUUCCCCGACUUUGCAGAGCUGUCCAUCUACGUUCUUUCACUGCCCGAGGUUUCGGCGGCCACUAGAAACGCGUGGCGCCCGAAUGACCAGGUCCGUCAUUUCAAACGCUAUUUCCCCCAUGCUUUCGCUCCUACCGUCAGAUUUGUUCAUCAGAUUCUGAUGGAUGAGGCACUCAGGACGCACGGCAUGGCCAUAGCCGUUGACGUCGAUUGGGCAAGAAAGCUUGACACGGCGAUAUCAACAGACGCCGACUCUCGCAAUGCCGUCAAAUCAUAUCUCAAGCGAGCAGCAUCGGAUCAAGGAGCAAUCCUGCAUUCAGUCCUGGCUCUCAUGCGUGCGGCCCUAGAGGGCCUUUUGUGGGAAGGCGACUCCUCCCUUGAUGAUUUGGGCGAGAGGUUCGUCCAGCUUUGCUCGCUUAGCCCGGACGACCUGCUGGACAUGUCUCAGGCUGCACCGGCGUUCAGAGCCAUCGAACCUUGCAUUUUCUCUAACUACGAGCCAACGCGAACAGUAGCUGCACAUGCGUAUGGUCUCCUGGCCACCCACAGCGCCGUCGUAGCUUCCGAAGCCGAUCAAUCCCUGUCCUCUCUUUUGCAAAGGGCCGACCAAUGGGAGAAGGCUGUCGGUAGCCAGGUCAACGAAGCCGCUGGCGCGAUUCUCGCAGUGGCUUACUAUUUCAGCAGACUGACUGCCAGGAAACGCCGUGCAUCUGCCUCAGAGGAGAAGCUGCAGCAUCUCUUGAAGCUGAUUCUGGAUGUGCUCAGGGGCUCCACGGACAAGACGCUGAGAGACGCCACCUCACUGGCCAUCAGUGAGCUGAGCUUGUUUUUCGUUGUUAAAGCCGAGCGCAUGACGGAUAUCGCUAAAAUAAACUUCACUCUGUUCACAGACAAGCUCAUGGAAACGGCAAAGACCGGCAACGAGAAGGCGAUUCUUGCAUUGGGCCAUCUCGCCAUGAUCGUUGAUGACGAGUCAGAUGCGAACCUGAGCUCUGUGGGCGACAAAAUCUUCGAGCUGCAUGAAAUUCGCCAGACUGAGACGCAAUUUGCUGUUGGAGAGGCUGUAGCUUGCCUCGCCGGGAGUUGGAAUGCCACGAUAUUGGCACCCAGGUUGGACAUCGAUGCCCCCAUUCCGUCCGCACCGUCGAGAGGAAAGACUUUGCUCCUCGUGCUGGAGAAGGUUCUCACCAACUGCCGCAACACAAAACCCGCAAUGAAGAAGGCCUCCGUCAUAUGGCUUUUGAGCAUUGUCAAAUUCCUUGGUCACCUACCCGCUGUGAAGUCCAGGUUGGCGGAUUGCCAACUUGCCUUCAAAGGAUGCCUCUCGGAUCGCGACGAGGUGGUGCAAGAAGCAGCAUCCCGUGGAUUGGGCUUGGUCUACGAGAAGGGCGAUCGCCAGCUAAAGGAUGACUUGGUCCGAGAUCUUGUCGGCUCUUUCUCCGAUAGCAAGCCAAACCUUUCCGGCAACGUUUCCGAAGAGACGCAGCUUUUCGAACCUGGGUCACUUCCAACAGGUGACGGCUCAGUGACCACCUACAAGGAUAUCUUGAACUUGGCCUCUGAAGUCGGGGACUCCAGUCUGGUCUAUCGGUUCAUGUCCCUUGCGGCAAACAAUGCCAUCUGGUCGAGCCGGGCCGCUUUUGGUAGAUUUGGACUCAGUAACGUUCUUUCCGAUUCCAGUGUCAACGGUUAUUUGGCAGAGAACCCAAAGCUGUAUCCCAAGUUAUACCGCUACAGAUUCGAUCCGAACCCAAACGUCCAACGCUCGAUGAACGACAUCUGGAAUGCGCUCGUGAAGGAUUCGACCACGACGCUUGACAAGCACUUCGAAGCCAUCAUGGAGGAUUUGCUUCUCAACAUCCUUGGUAAGGAGUGGCGUGUGAGACAGGCUGCAUGCGCUGCGAUAGCCGACCUCGUUCAAGGCAGAAGCAUUGAAAAGUACGAACAAUACCUGGGACGAAUUUGGACGGCGUGUUUCAAAGUACUGGAUGACAUCAAGGAAUCAGUCCGCCAAGCAGCAGGGGGUCUUGCUCGGGUACUCACCGCCAUCCUGACUCGCAGUCUCGAGGCUGGUGACAGCUCCAUGAAGAAUGCGGACACGAUGCUUAGAAAUGUCCUCCCGUUUCUCCUUUCUACCUCGGGGCUGGAAUCCAGUGCGAAGGAGGUCCAGUACUUUGCACUCAAGACCCUCUUGGAGAUCAUCAAGAAGAGUAGUGCGAAAAUCCUCAGGCCGUACAUACCCGAGCUCAUCGAGAGACUUAUCGGCUUGCUAAGCUCGGUCGAACCAGAGGCCGUGAACUACAUCCACCUGAACGCAUCCAAAUACAACCUGACGGAGCAGAAGAUCGAUGACAUGCGCUUAGCAAGUGUCCGCGGAAGCCCGCUCAUGGAGGCAAUUGAACGAUGUCUCGACCUCCUGGACGACGAGUCCAUGAAGGCACUGGAGCCAAGGCUGGAAAGCGCAAUGAAAACGGCCAUCGGUCUCCCUUCCAAAGUCGGCGCUUCUCGGGUCCUCGUGUCCUUGGCUACGCGUCGUGGUUUCCUGUUCAAACCAUACGCGGACCGUUUCCUGAGGCUGAUUGAGAAGCAUAUACACGACCGCAACGAGACUGUGUCGGCUGCCUACGCUGCCGCGGCGGGAUAUGUUACACGCAUUGCCUCUGAGAAACAGAUACUCGAGCUUAUUGCCUUUUGCAAACGCCUGUAUUUUGAGUCAGACGAUGAGCGAAACCGAGUCGAAUCGGGCGACAUUGUCGCCGCCGUCUCCAAGCACGCUUCCGACAAGUUCAAUGCAUUGAGCACAGAGCUCCUUCCUUUCACGUACAUCGCGAAGCACGACAGCUCGGAAGCUGUGCGUGAACUCUUCUCACGAGCGUGGGAUGACAACGUCGGAGGGAGCCUUGCAGUGCAACUCUACGUCAAGGACAUUGUGGCCAUCGCACAAGGGAACCUGGAUAGCCCCCGUUGGACGCUCAAGCACACGGCGGCUAAGGCUGUCGCAGAAGCGACUAACGCGUUGGCUUCUACGGUGGAGGACAUCAGCGUGUCUAACGCGGAAACUAUUUGGCCCGCUUUGGACAAGGCGCUGGGGGGUAAGUCGUGGGAGGGCAAAGAGAUAGUCUUGCAGGCGUUUGCACGGUUCGUCGAAAGAGGAGGGGCAUGGUGGAAAGGCCGGGCAGACAUGGCCGAGCAGAUCAGAAAAGUGAUUGUGCGGGAGGCCAAGCGGCAGAACAAGACGUACCGGCAGCACGCCCUCAAGCCGCUGGGACGGAUUGCUGCUGUAAUGGCAGAGGUGGAUUGGAGCGAGACGGUGUUUGACAUAGUCAGCCCGGUGGUGGGCGAGUUGACGGCCGACGAUGAGGAUGCCAUGGACGUGGAUGCGGGAGAGGCGAUGCGAAGAGACGAGAAGCUGCGAGACAACACGGCGACGGGGGCCAUCUUUGCGCUACAGGCAUCGAUCAACCCAAAGCUGCUGCAGGACACGGCGCUUUCGGGCGCAGCGCUGCGCUUCCUCGAUCAAGCGCGCAAGCUGAACACACUGCCGUCCAACACGAUCCACGUGGCCGUCUUCGAGGCGUUGCAAUCGCUCUUCGACCGCGUAUACACGCAAGAGCCAACGGGCAGCUUCUCAACAGGCAACGAGGCGCAGUUGAAGGAGGCGCUGGACGCCUUGCUGUUCAACGCACGCUACGACGGCUUGAGCGAGGCAAUGCGCGUCAAGCGGGCACAGGCGAUCCACGCCUUGGCCAAGCUGCCGGAGAGGGGGUUUGCAAGGGGGCUGCUUGUGGGAAAGCUGGGGCCGGAGAUCGAGAGUGAGCGGAGCCCGGUGGUGCGGGCGGAGCUGGAGAAGGCGAAGACGGCGAAAAGGACCGAGGAAGAGGUCUGA
Messenger RNA from Diplodia corticola, 5598 nucleotides. Its product is annotated as proteasome component. Gene Ontology annotation, molecular function: molecular adaptor activity. Lineage: Eukaryota; Fungi; Ascomycota; Dothideomycetes; Botryosphaeriales; Botryosphaeriaceae. The transcript has 6 exons. Bases 1 to 5598 code for a protein of 1865 amino acids. The record is from RefSeq and is a predicted model, not a curated record. Gene Ontology annotation, cellular component: cytoplasm; nucleus. Gene Ontology annotation, biological process: proteasome assembly.